Molecule: messenger RNA, 957 nt
Organism: Ostreobium quekettii
Lineage: Eukaryota; Viridiplantae; Chlorophyta; Ulvophyceae; Bryopsidales; Ostreobiaceae
Source: the annotation of a GenBank genome assembly
AUGGCCAUGGGAACUCAAGGACUACUGCUAUGUGUGAUCUGUACUCUGAUCCUUUCUCUGCCCGACGCUGGAGGCGCUGAAUUUGUGCCCAAGCCGCAGAAGACGGUAUACCCACAACUGCAGAUGCGCACCAUCAAGUCGCCGCAUCGAUUCUCGAAGGGAUUGUCGACAAUGCAAGUUCCUACAAUGAGAAAAAUGCUUCAAUCGGAUCUUCCACUGUGUGAAUGGUCAGAUGAAGAGUGUGAGCCCCGCAUAGAGCUGAAUACACCGGAUCCUCAGGCCUCACAGUUUUUCAACACUAUCGAAAUGUGUGCAAACAUAACUCUCAGAGAGGACUGCCUGGGUGUGCCCGAGUGCUUCUGGGUUGGUGCAGAUGGCACGUGCAGCGUCGACUUCGUUGCAGGCAUCCGGGAUUGCUUGGUACCUGAGUACGCGGUUCUCAUUAGGGCUGGCCAAUGCCCGAGAGUGCACCGGGAAAUUGACUGCAACUCUCUGCCAGGAUGUUCUUGGAACGCGGUGGAUGGGAAAUGCGAAGUCGAUUUCGAGCCAGUUCAGGAGGCGUUCGAUUCGAAUGGCCAAUUGUCACAAGCCUACGGCAUCCACAUCCAGUGCCUGGAUUCCAAUGCAUGCGGCAUACCCUGCACGUCACUGGGACAAGACCGCUGUGGCUAUCUCCCUUUCGUCGAUGUGUCGCAAUGGUUUUCUGCCAGGGCGACCUCUGCAUUGUGCCGAUACAUGGAGGAGAAUUUUCGCUGUGAGUACACUUUAACCGAAGCAGCGUGCGAUGGAGAGUGCGAGAUCGACGAGGAUGGUGAAUGUUCUCAAACGCAUAUUGCGGCCAUUGACAUCCUUUACGAAUCUUCAGAAGCUCGAAAAGCGGAGAUGCUGGGCGCUCUCGAUUCAUGCCCCAUCAUAGAUGACCCGGAAGCAUGCAAUGCAUUCACUGGCACUCCAUAG